AAGGUCACGGCGCGUCUUUCGAAGGUUGUAACUUUUUUUCACGUGGUAUUAUUUUAUUCUCUUAUUAGUUUUUCCCUUUAAUUUAACAUUUAUUAGCGAUAGAUAACUCGUCACCGAUAGGGUUCUGUCAACGUCAUACAUUAAUUUUGCUAGUUCUCACGCUCUCCAUUAUCACCAAUUAACGGUAAUAUAUUUGAUCUUAACUAAUACUGGAUCUGAUCCUACCAUUAAACUUUACACGUGUAUCAAGUGAAGUUAUAACUGUCGCUAUUCACUUAAUUAAACUUCAUACUCACAUUACUUACAAUAAUGUCCCGGCCAUCUAAAAAACAUAUAAUCUCUCCUGAAGCCUAUAGCGCUUGCAAAAAAUCUAAAUCAGUCACUAAAGCGAAUAAUGUGAAAACUUAUAAACACACUGAUCAGUCUGCAUCCUACUCUGAUCUUCCCUCAGCAACAAUAAACGGGAACCGUUUACUUGGGCACGACAUUUCACUACCUUAUGUAUCGCUUGUAGAUAUAAAUAAGAGCAGUCAUAUGCCGUUAGAGUCGACACCAUCUGCCAGUCCAAACAACAGCAUCACAUGUUGUGAGCAGUAUUUGAACAGUUCGGCUGACCCCAAACAAUCAAAUAUUUUACAAUCGGCCAUCCUGAGUAGCGGUCCACGGAGUACAUGUAAGCCUCCCUACAAUAGCCAGCCCGAUGAUGUAGAUCUUGACUACUCACCCAGAUAUGUACUCCAUCCCCCAAAUAACUAUGCACAAGGCGACCAUCCGGUAGGCACCUGCAACAGGUCUGUGUGUAACCAUAUCGGCCUUAAAAACUUUGAUACACAUUCCAAUAAUCUCAUCACUAAUAGCAGCCAAACAGAACUCAGCUUCACCCAAACUAUCAAAGAUUUAUUACCGUACAAAUAUUUAGUCAAUAUUCCAGAAAAUCCUGAUCUCGAAGUUAUAAAAAACGCCGAAAAAGUAAUUAACCAUAUAUCAUCUGAAGUGUUAAAAAGACUUCAGUGUAUGCAAAAUGUUAUUGUGUAUAAUAUACCUGAUAGUGCGAACGUAAAGAUUGUUAGAAAUACUCUACUACAAGAAUGUGGAUUGUCACAAUCUUGGUGUGUAACAAGAAGAUUACGUAAAAAACACACUAAAGUCUCCUGUCCCAUUCUAUUUCAGUUUGGUAGUACCACUGAAGCUAAUCAUCUCCUCAAUAGUCAGUCAUUACUUAGGCGUAUUCCAACAUUUAAAAAGAUUAGAAUCAUCCAUGAUAGGACUGCUAUCCAGCGUCGAAUCUUCGAUGGAACACAAACUAAUCAACCCAGACUACGUAGCCGUGGCAGCUACAGCGCUUGCCACUGCAUAAAUCCUAAAAAACUAUACACUACCCCUCCCAAAAACGGAGGCACGUCGUAUCCUACUAUUAGUCCUAGGAACAAGACAGCACAUAAAGCAGCUGCGACCACUCAUCCUCAGCCCAAACACCCAACUACCCCAAAAUGCCAACCCACUUAUGCCUCAAUAGUGCCACAGUAUUGCCUCGAUAAGAAGCCUAAAAAUAAUCCUCCCAGGAAGUGCGCCAACAGCUACAGAUGCUCAGACACUGCUGUACGAAAUAAUGCUAAACUCCCUGUAAAAACCCACCAGUACUACAGCACCCCUAACCCAAAACAUGCAACUUUUCAUAACAGUAGAAUGCCCUACAACAAACAUAGUGAACUGGCAGUACCUACUUGUCCUAACGUGAAACGACACUCGAUAAGAACCACACCUACAUGUGAUACUCGUAAGUCAUAUAGUGUGGACCUAACAAGCUCCAUGAACCAGCACACAACUACACACAACAGAAACACCUCUCCUGGUAACAGAGUCAGGCAAUCCUUCUACCCUUACCAGAAACGUACUACCUCCCAAACUACCCAUAAUAGGACUAGAAUUGCCCACCACACACAAGGAAGCCAUAACGUUGGCCUACUUGGGAACCCACCUACUGACUCUAGAUACUAUCUAAAUCAAGCCACCCCAUACAACUCCUUAAUCUCCAAUAAUUCGACAAAUACACCAUCUCAUCCUUUUUUAUCUCUCUCCCCCUCAACAGUGCUGCUUUUGGGUCUCCAAAUGUUGAGGGCGAUAAUCCCAUUAGUCUGAGACCAUCUAUACACUCCGACCCUAUGGGGAGUGGCACACCUUUCUCAACGUCGACAGCUGUCUCUAGUCUUAAAAGCUCCUCGACUGUACCUCCUGAUCACUCCCCGAACACACUACCUAACCAUCCAACUCUACCUUUCAAUCUUAAACAUACUCCUUUCACCAAACUAACUUCCAACUACCUCUCUCGCAUUAACCCUAUUGGUAAUAAACUAAAUGCGCAUCAAUAUGGAGUCCACACUCCCAAUCCUUCUUUAGCAGAUGGCGAAACAGACGAUCCACUGGGUUUGCAACAUACAAUUCUACUAGACAAACACUCACCGUACCUGACACUUAUGUUAAUCAACGCUCGAUCUAUACAAAGUAAGAUGACACAUCUACGCACCCUACUACUUUUAAACAACCCCUCACUUGUUUUGAUAACGGAAAGUUGGCUGUCCUCCGAUAUCACAGACACAUGUCUAAAAAUAGACACCUAUGAGCUCUUCCGCUGUGAUCGAGUCAACAAGAAGGGUGGUGGUUGUCUUGUUUAUGUAUCUAAAAAUCUGAAAGCGGAAACCUAUAGCGACAACAUCCUCAGCAAACUUCCUGAUUCGAUAUGGCUCACUGUGCACACUCAUGAAUGCAAAAUACUAAUCGGAUGCAUAUAUCGAGCUCCUAACACACCUAGCUCAACUGACACAAUUAUAAGUGAGUCAUUUGCUCAGGCUGCCUCGCUUGACUUCACUUACAAAAUUGUUUGUGGUGAUUUCAACCUACCCACCAUUAACUGGACGACACACUCUGGCCCAUUGUGCUUUGAAGGCAUACUUAGGUCCUUAGACAUACACGGUUGGCAACAACAUGUACACCUUCCUACACGAAAUCACAACAUUCUUGACUUGAUAUUCUGUCAUAAUGUCACACCAACAUCAAUAGUGGUUGGCGAAAAGUUUCACAACAGCGAUCAUAAAAUAGUCCUCUGCACCCUUCCGAUUCUUGCCAUGUGCAACAAACUAAAGACAAUAAAUACACGUUUCCAAUAUAGAGACUAUGCAAACGCUGACUGGGAAAACUUUCAAUUUCUAAUAAAGCACUCUGACUGGAGCAGUUUCUUUACCAGUGAUAACCUCUUAGAAACAUUAGAAAUAUUCAAUACCACCAUCAGAUCUGCACUAGACACUACUAUACCCUUUAAAAUUGCUUUUAAGACAACUACUCCCUACAUAAACCAAAAGACUAGGUCUAAACUGCGUAAACUGAAAAGGACGUACUAUAUAUCAAAAGACUUCAGUGCCCUGCACCAGAUAUAUUCUGUACUCGACGGAGUACAAAGUCAACACGACAAGCAUAAACAGGCAGAGGAACAUACUGCGCUCACUGCUGCAUCUAAAACCCAUGCCUUAUGCCGUCUCCUCGCAAAACGCAUAAGAAAGAACGAAGAUAAUAACAUUCACUCCCUACUGCACGAUGGAGUGACGCAUAAUGACCAAACCAUCAUAUGUGAACUAUUAAGUGAAUGGUUUUCCCACAAUGGGAAUACAUCUCAUGUCACAGAUAUCGACACAAAGUGCACCUGCAAAAAUUAUCUUAGUACCAUAAACUUCGACAUAGGGAGUAUUCAUACCGCCAUUAAAACCCUUAAGCCAAAUGUGAGUUCUGGUGCCGAUGGCAUCCCCUCAAUCCUUUAUAAAAUGUCAGGUUUGGACAUACAGACGCUAUUACUCAAAAUAUACACAUUAUCCGUAGAGACAGGUACAUAUCCGGAAACCUGGAAGGUAACGUAUGUUCUUCCAAAACACAAAUCCGGACCGAGAAACCUGGUCGAAAACUACAGACCUAUAAAUAUCACUCCAGUUAUAUCACGCAUAAUGGAAAAAGUGAUAAAAAAUCAACUAUCUGAUCACCUACUUAAGGAAAAUCUAAUAGACCCGUCACAACACGGCUUCAUUAGAACAAGGUCGUGCAGUACAUGUCUGAUAGACUUCUUUAACGAGGUUACUCGCAUACGUGAUCAAAAGAAACUGGUGGUUAUACUAUAUUUCGAUAUUAAGAAAGCUUUCGAUAAAGUACCUCAUAAUCUUCUAAUCAACAGACUUAAGUCAGUUGGAAUUAUAAAUCCCCUUUUGCAAUGGAUCAAAUCUUUUCUUACGAACAGAUACCAAAUAACCAAGAUUGACUCUACAACAUCUACACCUCGACCAAUAUCCAGUGGUGUUGUGCAGGGUAGUGUCUUGGGUCCAUUGCUCUUUAUAAUAUACAUCAACAGUAUAUGCAAAUGCUUUAGCACAGGUAAGACCUACCUCUAUGCCGAUGACUUAAAAGUCAUCUAUAAAACCGACACUUGGGAUGUACGUAGUACUAUUCAAACAAUCCAACAUGAACUCAACAUAGUAGAUGACUGGUGCAAACGCUGGAGGUUAGAGCUCAACACAGAGAAGUGCGGCUGGUUAUGUAUAGGAGACACGUCUCUCAAAAUAAAACUAACAAUUAACAGCAACGCACUGUCCAGACUGGCAUCAGUAACUGACUUAGGGGUACACUACUCACAACGUCUUAAUUUCUCUGAACACAUCUCAGCCAAAGUAUCUAAAAUGAGGAAAUUGCUUGGCUUCAUUCUCCAUAAUUUCUAUAAAAAUGAAUCCAAAAUCCUUCUUUAUAAAGUUUGUGUAAGACCUAUCGCUGAAUACUGCUCGUUCUUCUUUUCCAACCUACGCCUAUCUGAUAUACUAAAGGUGGAAGGAAUACAACGAGACUUCACCCGCAAAAUACUUAAGACUGAAUCAGUCGUUGACUACAGUUCCCGAUGCCAAAUCCUAAGAAUAGCACCCCUUUGGAAGAGAAGGCUUAGGUCUAAUUUGAUUCUAUACUUCAAACUACUCAAAAACCUUACUUACUCAACAUGUAAUAUAGUUCUUGCCCGAAAUUCACAUGAAUAUGUACUUCGAAACAAAGAAUCUACGGUCAAAGUUGAGAAAUACAGAUCAAAAACUCGGGAAAACUUCUUCCUCAUCAAGUAUGCAAUAAUUUGGAACAGUCUCCCCUCCGAAAUACGCAUGGCAGAUGAAUUACAUACAUUUGUAAGGCUGCUUGAUCAAGCCCUCAUUUGCACUGAUCUAACACAUACGAACAGAUCUGCGCCCCACUCAGAUAUCAUAGGCUCUCUACAUGUCUAAACCAAAAUGGACUCCAAGUUCAGAUUGCCUUAUUUUUCCUACUUUGCAGUUGUUUUAGUUACUUUUCCCACUCUAUUUCUUCACUUAAAGUAGACAGGUAACUCACUGGACCUGCUGAUACUGUCCAACUAAACUCGGUCGCUAAGAGACACACUAGCACCCUAAAAAGUCAAGAGAACCGCGCAAUCGACUGCCUAAUACCGAUCGAACUGCAUCUUUGAAGCCUGUUACCCAUCAACUGGUUAGGACAACACAAAAGAACAUCAGCACCAAGUUAGUGUGAUUCUAUCCUUGUUUAUUGCUUAUUUGCUUCUUACUCUACUGCACACCAUGUUGACUUGCAAUUAAUAUUAUUUCUCCACUCGUUACCUUAUCUACAACCCAUAUACUUUUCCGCCCGCUUUAUUAAACUUCUAUCCUACAUUACACCCCUCUUAAUGCUUAUACUUUAAUAGGCAAACUAUACUUUAUACUAUAGUCAAUUAAAGCACUGCAUCGAUGCCUUACCCACAGUUCAUAAUUUGUAACUGCCUGAUAAGCUUGUAAAAUGGUACUUAUAGAAAUAGUGUUUUCCAACAGAUUGUGAAACAGAGGAUUGUGUGAGGUAUGAUAUAUAUCCAAGAAUAAGCUUAAAUGAGCCUAACAUCACAAAAGGAGGGAGGGUGGAGUUACUGACCAGCAAGCAUUGAUGAUGAGGGCGAUGACUUCAAUCCACCCGUGUUUGUGGGGCAGAACAUUUUGUAUGUAUCAGGCUCUCUAUGAUUGAGCAUAAGUCAAUCAAUCUGUGAUAUAAAUUAUCUUCCUACGCUCACCACUCAGACUCAUGUUUCCAAUUUUAUACUGGAGUAGCUAUUCUACUAAGACAACCUAUAACAUGCUAACUCGGACUUUUACACAUGGAUUGUGUGGCUGGCAUCGGAUGAAAAAAAAAGAAAGAAAAAAUCAGACAACAAAAGAUAUAGUUAUUAAUAUUUUCAACACUUCACCCUUUAUAUGCACACUCCCUUCUAAUAAACAACUUUCCCUGUACCAACCUUAACUUCCCUUCCUUCAUAUGAGCUUAAUCCAACUUGUUAAACAUCACAAUUCAUUGUUCUUUAUUACUACAUUCUCUUGAAUGGAGCCUCUGACUUUAUUUCACUCUAACAAGAGAUAAUAUGAAUUUAAUCUAAUUUAUUAUACCUUUGUCUGUUCUACGUAAUGUUAAGCAACGUUUGGAGUCCAUAUCCAAGUGCCUUGUUGCUCUGCUGUUUCUCUUUUUUAUUUUCUUCAGAAUCUUGCUCCGAGGGCACAGCUAUGAAACUUCUGACGUCUGGAACAAACUUGACGUAAGCGUCAACUCAAGGCCAUGGUUUAUAACAAGCGCUCUACGAGACUACUUUAUAACAACUAUAAACUUAAUAAGUUAGGAAGCAUGCUAUGCUCCAACUAAUGUUAUAAUUUGUAGAUCAUGCCUGUAAAAAUGGCGUGUACCUGC
Schistosoma spindalis is the source of this 6771-nucleotide messenger RNA. The record is from the annotation of a GenBank genome assembly. NCBI's taxonomy places the organism in Eukaryota, Metazoa, Platyhelminthes, Trematoda, Strigeidida, Schistosomatidae.